CCAAACGACGUAACUUUAUUGACAGCAUAGCACAUUAACAAUUGGAUGAAACAAGUGGAAACGUAAAAGGAAAUAGACGAUGGUCCAAAAGUAAGUAUGGAAAUAGACGAUGGUCCAAAACAGGCUUUGCGAUAGAACAACAAAUAUGGCGUAGCAGGGCUUCAGUACCUCACAGUGGACGACAGCCAGGCCAGCAAAACACUGCGGAGACAUCCUCACUGCGGUGCCAAGUCGACAAAAUGUCUUCACCGAAGACGAAAACCCCAGGUCGAGCCGGGAGCGGCGGGGGGAGUCCGGUUCUCGGCGGCACCAGCAACAGUCGCUACGAGUUCAUGUCGCUCACCAAGCCGCUGAGCCGGUCGCCGACGCCGCCCCACCUCCUCCAGCGGCAGAGCUCCGACGCGGCCGCCGCGCGACUCCGCGCCUCGGAGAGCCCCACUCGUCGCCGCGGCUCCGGCUCGUCCAACGGCUCCGGGCCGCCGGAGGAGGACGGCAUUCGGCUGAACCCUUCGCUCCUCCGCGUGGCCCUCAGCUCGCUGCUCGCCGUCGACCUGUGGCUGUCCAAGAGUCUCGGGGUGUGCGCCCGGGAGGACUCGUCCCUGGGGAGUGCGCGGCCCCUGAUGAAGCUCAUCGAGGUGACGGGCCACGGGAUCCCCUGGCUGGCCGGAACCGCCUACUGCCUCUACAAGAGUGACAGCGCUGCCGGCCAGGAGGUCAUGCUCAACCUCUUCAUCGGUCUGCUCCUGGAUCUGGUCCUGGUGGCCGUGGUGAAGGCGACGGUGCGCCGCCGGCGUCCAGCCCACAACCGCAUGGACAUGUUCGCCACGUUCUCGGUGGACCGCUACUCCUUCCCGUCGGGCCACGCCACACGCGCCGCCAUGUGCGCCCGCUUCCUGCUGGCGCACCUGGUUCUGGCCACCCCACUGCGGGUCCUGGUGCUGCUGUGGGCGGCCACGGUGGGGCUGAGCCGCGUCAUGUUGGGCCGCCACAACGUCACAGACGUGGCUUUUGGGUUCUGGAUGGGCUACUGCCAGUACAACCUGCUGGAGGCGCUUUGGCUCUCUCCUCAGAACCUGCAGGCGCUGCUGGGACAUGUGGUGUAAAGAUCACACACUUGAUGUUAUUAUUGCCAAAAUUGUGGGAAAGCUGAAAAGCAGUCAUGCACUUUGUCGCCACACUACUCCUUCCUCAUUUCCCACCCGAUUCAAAAUGUUCCAACAUUGAAGUCUUCCCAAAAUUCAGGACACGUUUUCUACAAAUUCCCACAUUUUUUUUUCAGCAGCCCACUUUUUUCAGUGGAAAUAAAUCCCAUUGAAAUGAAUGAGACAUUUUACAGAUUUAACUAUCCAUCCUUUUUCUUAGCCGCUUAUCCUCACAAGGGUCACGGAAGUGCUGGAGCCUAUCCUAGCUGUCAAUGGCCAGGAGGCGGUGGACACCCUGAAUUGGUUGCCAGCCAAUCGCAGGGCACAUAGAGACAAAUAGCUGCACUCACAAUCACACCUAGGGGCAAUUUAGAGUGUCCAAUUGAUGUUGCAUGUUUUUGGAAUGUGGGAGGAAACCGGAGUGCCCGGAGAAAACCCACGCAGGCAUGGGGAGAACAUGCAAACUCCACAUAGGCAGGGCAGGGAUUGAACCCGGGUCCUCACAACUGUGAGGCCAACACUUUACCAGCUGCUCCACUGUGCCGCCCAUAUUUAACUAAUUCUCUGCAACCUCUGCACAUUUCAAUGAAAAUAAAUCCUAGUGGAAAUUGAGAUAAUUUUAAAUUUUCAAAGUGCACUGUUUGGCUCAUUCAGGACAUUUGGAGAAAUAUUUUUAAACAUUGCCAAGUUUUUUGUUUUCCCAAAUGAAGACCCAAAUUAGCAGAUAACACUAUAUUUAACAUCAUUUUCAGUCGUAUAUUCAAUUUGCAUUCCAUUUUGCACAAUUGCACAGUAUCGCAGUUCAUCUUCAGCUCUUCAGCAUUCCCACAAAAAUUCUAAAAAAAAAAAGAAAGUCUUUGUCCAGUUCUUGUUUUUAUUAUAGCUGCACUGGUGUGGAUCAUGCGAAAUUGUCCCACUAGGGGGAGUUGUUGGUGAAGUAAGUCCAAUAUUUUGUCUGGUCCAGUUUUAUAUGAUGCGUCCUAAAGGCAAGUUAAUAUUUUAUUUUUUGUUUGUUUUUUUUUUCUUUUGCUAAAAGCUGCUGCUGUUUUUUAGCAAUCCAAAAAUGAGCAAGAUUCUUGUUUUGCCACGUAGCAUGGACCGUAAACAUACUUGAACACCAACAGACUAUUCAGUCAAGGGGUGCAAGGAGCAUGAAGGAUUUCUUUUGAAAAUCAAUUUUUUAUACUUGACCUAGAUUGCGUCUGUCAUUUUGGAAGGGAUGUUGUUCAAAAUCAUUGUGACCCCUGGCUGGAGGGUGUUUUUGUUUUUUAAACAUUUCUGCUUCAUCUUCCUUUUUGUGUUUGGUGUUGUUCACAAUGAUUCAAAAAGAGUUGAUGUUUCGACAUUUAGCACAUACAACUGUAAAUAAAUGCUUCAAAACUGUU
This is a messenger RNA of Syngnathoides biaculeatus (alligator pipefish), 2527 nucleotides long. RefSeq names its product phospholipid phosphatase 6 (gene plpp6). NCBI's taxonomy places the organism in Eukaryota, Metazoa, Chordata, Actinopteri, Syngnathiformes, Syngnathidae. The coding region runs from base 240 to 1103 and encodes 287 amino acids. Gene Ontology annotation, molecular function: sphingosine-1-phosphate phosphatase activity. The transcript has 3 exons. The record is from RefSeq and is a predicted model, not a curated record.